This is a messenger RNA of Paracoccidioides brasiliensis Pb18, 1464 nucleotides long. RefSeq names its product 3-deoxy-7-phosphoheptulonate synthase. Bases 1 to 1464 code for a protein of 487 amino acids. The transcript has 6 exons. Gene Ontology annotation, biological process: aromatic amino acid biosynthetic process. The record is from RefSeq and is a predicted model, not a curated record. Gene Ontology annotation, molecular function: 3-deoxy-7-phosphoheptulonate synthase activity.
AUGUCGUGUUCUGGCCCAGAACAGCAGUCAAGUAAUGAUUGGACUCCGUUGUCUUGGACCACAAAGCCCAUCAAACAAGAAGUGGUGUAUGAUGAUAAGGAAGGUUUAAAAAAUGCCUUGGUCAAACUUCAACGAUUACCUUCGUUGGUGACCCCUCAGGAGAUUGUUAACUUGAAAAAUUGUUUGAGAAAUGUUGCCCUUGGUAAAGCCUUUGUUCUUCAGGGGGGCGACUGUGCUGAGCUGUUCGAUUACUGCAAUCAAGAGAUGAUCGAGGCAAAGAUCAAAUUGAUUCUUCAAAUGAGCUUAGUCUUAAUCUGGGGAGCCAAUAAGCCAGUAGUGAGAAUCGCUCGUAUCGCGGGCCAGUUUGCCAAACCUCGUUCAAGCACCACUGAAACCAUCGAUGGCGUGACGAUGCCAUCCUUCCGUGGCGAUAACAUCAAUGGCUUUGAGGCAGACCCCGUGUCCAGAACUCCGGAUCCCUCCCGCCUAGUAUCUGCAUACUUUCAUUCUGCUGCAACUUUGAAUUAUAUCAGAGCAGCGCUUUCAUCCGGUUUGGCUGACCUCCACUCCCCGUUGGACUGGGGACUUGGCCACGUCAUCACCCCGUCAAUAAAAGAACAGUACGAACGUAUCGUUUCCAGAGUGACCGACUCACUGCGCUUCAUGAAAACUGUGGGUCUCGACACAGCCCGGGGAAUCGAAACCGUGGACAUUUAUACCAGCCACGAAGGCCUGAUGCUAGAAUACGAACAGAGCCUCACCAGAUACUACCGCGCACCCCAGGAUUCAGUACCUAAAUCAUACCAUGCAACAGCAGGAAAUGCUUCCUCCACCACCCAGCCAUCAAGCGGCCACUACGCCACCUCUGCUCACUUCCUCUGGAUAGGCGACCGCACCCGCCAACUCACUGGUGCCCACGUGGAAUUCUUCCGUGGCCUUUCCAACCCCAUCGGCAUUAAAAUCAGCCCAACGAUGGAGCCGGAUGAACUCGUCGAACUGCUUAACAUAGUAAACCCAAGCAAAGAAAUCGGCAAAGUCACCUUGAUAUCACGCUACGGCGCUUCGAAGAUCGCCUCUUAUUUGCCCGCCCAUAUUAAAGCGGUGCAAUCCUCUGGCCAUCUACCGGUCUGGCAAUGCGAUCCUAUGCACGGCAACACACUCACCACACCCUCAGGUCUCAAAACUCGGCAUUUUAAAGAUAUAUUGUCUGAGCUGCGGCAGGCGUUGGAGAUUCAUCGCGCGCAAGGCUCAUUUUUGGGCGGUAUGCAUUUGGAAUUGACCGGUGAGCCGGUAACGGAGUGCGUUGGCGGCGGGGCGGGGUUGACGGAAGAUGGUUUGGGCGAACGGUAUACUACCUUCUGUGACCCGAGACUGAACGAGAAGCAAUCGCUGGAGUUAGCGUUCUUGGUUGCGGGGUUUUACCGGGACCGGAUGGCGGAGGAGGGCGACUUGAACCCGAUGUGA